Durusdinium trenchii is the source of this 2540-nucleotide messenger RNA. NCBI's taxonomy places the organism in Eukaryota, Dinophyceae, Suessiales, Symbiodiniaceae. The record is from the annotation of a GenBank genome assembly.
AUCAGACUAUAUGCGGGGCACAUUCCCGGAAGCAUGUCGGCCGUGAAAUUGGAAAAAAAGGUGGCGGCUCUUGAGCGGCGCUUGCAGGAUGAGAUGCGAUUCAUGGUGCAACCUUUGGCACAAAAGAUCGACCACAUCGAGGAGAAACUGAGGAGAUUGGAUGAUAUACUACCUGGCAAACUGGCACUGGCCGAGCAGCCAGAACCAAUGGAAAGGGCUGAGGCUGAACCAGCUGAGAAGCCUGGGGGCUAUUUGGUGCCUGGUACGGUGCCAGUAGUGCCAACCGUGGUCCAUCCUGAAGGCGUUGGGUUUGCCAAGUGGAAGGAGGAGGUCAAUGAUCUUGAGGGUGAGGGGGCCAUCGAUGAAGAACCUAUUCCAUUUGCGGAGACGGUUUGGAACCUGUCACUAGUGCUUGGACACAGCAGGGCAGGAUGGUUGGACUUGACCAUAGCUUGCCUUGUCACAGUGCUGGGAACUUUGAUGCAGGUGUUCUUUAUUGCCGUCAUAACAACAGAGAGUUUUUUGGGAGAAAGCAUGGAGGAACAGGUGGAGGCAGCAAGGCACUGGAGGGCAGGCUCUGCACACGAUGUGAAGUACAUGGACUUAGCACUGACAAGUCUUGUCUCUCGAGUCUGCAAUGCAGACGGUGCUUUGAUUUUGUCCACCGGUCAAGCUGAGCUCAUCGAGGAGAUCAACCAGUUUCUGGGGAUCGACGCAGGGGACUUCCAACUAGCGAUGGUUCCACCAGGUAUCGUCCUUUGCACCCUCUGCAUCAUGCUAUGGUGCGUCGUCUUGAGUGGGGAGCUCCGUGCUAUUGGAAUCUCUAUUGUGGCAGCUGCUCAGAUUCCACGUUCCGGGACGACAGUCGUCCGCAACGGCAGCUUUCUGUCUAUAUCCUAUCUCCGCUUUUCAGUCUAUUUGCUUUUUCGGCUUGCACGGACUGCAGUAGCUAUCAGCUUGAUGUAUGCUGGCACCCAAUGGCUGGCACGAACUACAAACAUAACGGAUCUUAUCUUAAAUGCAGUUGCACUGGAAGCAAUUCUGCAGAUUGACGAGAUGAUUUUCACGAUGCUAUUUCCCAAAAGAGUCCAGGCCGCGAUAUAUGAACUUGAGCCCGUGAAGGUACGAUUCACUCGGAGGUGGGGUCAACUAGAAUCAUGCUUGGUCGGGUGCUUGUUUGUCGUGGUCGUGCUGGCGCCAUUCAUCAGCUGGGUACUUCCACUUGCUGACAGCAUGCUUGCGGUGAAGUCCGAGUACUGCGAUGGGAAUAGGGAUUUCGUCGUGAGUUUGAACCAGGACAUGCAGAUGUAUAUGGGCUUCCGUUCGGUGCCACUUGAGUCUGACAAUGUCUCUGACAGUACCCUGGGACAGGUGGCAGUUGCUGAGCAUUCAAAGGGCAGUUUGAGCAAUGGGUCGGCCAGGUACAUUUCCUUCUCGCUUGACUUGGACAGCUUUGAGUUGAGCCGUGUCAGAUCAAUGAAAGAGGUCCGACUCUGUUGGAGAACUACGGCUCGUAUUUCCGAUCCGCAGCUUUUCAUCUUGGACGAAGUGAAGGCUGUUGCGACUGGUUUGCCCUCGCACCUGCGGCUGUGCUGAUCCUAGAGCGUUGCCGUGGUACAAAGUGCCAAGCCAGGGCUGUCCCCAGGCAUGCCGAGACGAAGCCAAUGCCAUAGCUGGGAACUUGGAGUGCAAAGAUGCCAACACCACCGAGAAUUGGCACGACUUUUGGGAUCUAUAUCCCACAGUGAUGUCAUCCCUUGUAGGCGUGGACAUGCUCAGCACUCCUAGUGGUCAAAAAAUCCUGGCUUUGAUCCAUAUGAUGAAAUCGAUUGGAUGUUUGGGCAUUUUUAUCCUUGGCUCUCGGGACCCAAUUUCUCAAGCCGAUUGGUGUGAGGGGAGUGAGCGAUACUUUGCGCCACUGGCACUUGUUUGCCCAGACACCUGCGGAUGCUUAUCCGAAAGCAGACCGGCUUACUGCCCAGCAAGCUGCAGAGGCUGUGGCGACGCCCCAAACUUUCCACCAUCCUCAGCGGCAACGAACUGUGAGGAAGCAAAGCUGCUUGGAAUUUGCAGCAUUCCAACUGAAGCAGAGCAAUUGUGUGCUGAAACCUGCGGGCUUUGCAAUGGGACCAACUCCAGCAACAUGAGCAACACAUCUGCUGCUCCAUGUUUUGAUGGAGAUGUGCCCGGUGCUUUUGGAUUCAACUGUUCGACCCUGCAGGUGAAUGGGUGGUGUCCCAUGCUCAUUGCCUUCAAUUCACCUGCGAGCAAAGUAUGCUCCAAGACAUGCGGACUGUGUACGUGAUGAAUCAACGUAUUUUAAUGUAUAUAUUUGUUGCUGCUAAUGAACCACACAUCCGCGCUUAAAGCGGGAUUCCGGUCAGCAUUCGAAGACCGAAGAGCUGGCUUGCGAAGAACUGUGGCGAGGUUACAGACAUGCAUUCGGACAUAAUGAGCAUACCUGUUGUCGCCUGUUGUCAUUUCAGAGUCCGGAUUGGCAUGCACCAAUCCGUGCAUUUUUCUUGACAUGUUAUUCAGAC